ACUCUCGACGCGAUCUCUUGCCCGCCUGGACGAGUGAGGCUCACAAGAGGCUCUAUGCGCGUGGAGGCCAUGAGGCUGACGUCCCGCUGCUGAUGGAGGCUCUCCCUGCAGACUCCUGCACGACCACGCACGAUCCGCUUCGCUCAUGGCCCGAUGGUCGUGGCACAACCGCGCACGACUCCCAUUCCUCGUGGCUUAGUGGUCCUUGCACGACCGUAAAUUCUCCAGAUGAUAACAACAAUCACUUGAGAAACGUGGUCGUCAAAGGGGAUUUCAGCGCAGAGAAAAAGUCGCUGAGAUGUCCUCUGCUGAGCGAUUAUUCCACAUUAAUCACGGACUCGACCUGGAUAUUCGAGGGCCACGAAGCCUCGCAGCAGAAACCUUUAAUAAUGUCACUGUUAACGACUACGGUUUCGAAAUUGAAAACCUUCUACAGAAGAUGCAAGCACCCGAGACGCCGAGCCUCGUGCCACGAGUGCAAGAAUUCCAAGGAGGAAAUCAGGACGUCGCCGCCGUGCCAGUGGGGAGGGGGGGCGAGGGGGCGCCAGCACGGGGACAAGCAGGCGGAGGGGAAGCAGGGUCACCGGUGGUGGCACUCCAGCAGAACCAACAAGGGCGGCAGCCGCGAGCGGGGGAAAGGGAGGUCUGCAAGUCAUGACGGUGGCGGCACGGUGCACACACACAGUUCGGGAGCUCAAGCUUCCAGCUCGAAUUUCCUGCGGAAAAGUUUGGACACCGAAUACCGGGGGAAGCAGAGGAAGCUCAGAGGGUCGCACAGAUCGCGCCCCGUGAGCAGCGACGACGAGGGGAGCGAUGAGGUCUUCGAGAGCCCUCCCAAGUACAGGGACAAACCUCCUCGCAGCAAAGUCUCCAGCAAGAGCGAAGACACUGCACAAAACUCCUCGAAAGUGUCGCUGAAGAAGUCCCUGCAGAGAAACAGGUCCCUCUCCCGGAGCCGGCUCGAGGGGGCGUCCAGGCGAAUGGAGAGGGACGACAGCAAGUCCCGGCGACGCCUCUCCCACCGCAAAAUCAACAAAUCCUCCAGCAGCAGUUCUUCCAGUUCCUCCAGAUCGAGUUCUCCCACGAAGUCCCGGCCCGGCAGCAGAUCGAAAUCCCAGCAGAGCAAAAGGAAAACGAAGCUGACGAACGGCUCGCUCGACCGUGAAGAUUUCACCGUGCACCAAACGAGUCCAGAGCAAUAUCAAACAGAUCUCGUGCAGCACCAAACCGAUUUUGUACAGAACAACGCAGACCCCGUACCACAUAGGACUAACUUUAAGGUUAAAGAUAACACGACUGACUUUUUGUCCAGACUGGAUAGCGUGUUGUCCGAUCUCGUCGAACACGAAAAGAAAAGGAUAAGCAAAUUUGGCCAAAAGAACGCGCGGGGCAGUGUGUCCAAAGGCGUCAAAAAUGGCUCCUCAGAACGGCACCAGAAGGCAGCUGAACACAAAAAGAACAAAGGGAAGAAAUCAGACGGCGUAGAUAAAAGUGCGUCCCCGUCUCUACAGCAGUUACGAACCACUCUGAAAGCGGUAAGAGUAAAGAAGCGAGUGCCUGUACCAAGCGACGUCCUGGAGAAACACUCGGACUACUUCACCGAGAGCCUUCCGCAUCAGCCCCGCAUCCUCAAGUCUCGCCAGAAAUCCCAGCUCCUAAGCCAGCGCUGCUACCAGCCGGCACGACGGAAGCCGAAGCCAGCGCCGCAGGAUUCAUCGUCGGACCUGUACACUUCGCCGGCAGAGGACGAGCACGAGGAAGUGAAGCAAGUGUGUGAGAAGCAAAACGACGUGUCUUCGGAGGAGGAACCCGAGGAAUACCGAGAGACUUCGGAGCCCAGCGACAGCACGUACGAGCGGGAGGACGAGGACGGCCGCGAUGUGUUCUACAGAGCGGAGAAGCCGGGCAAAGGGGGCCUCGACGGCUACGACGAGAGGGACCAGUCGACGAGUGACGAGCACAAUUACCGGAGGGAUCAAUCAGCGAAGGGCGGGUCGAGCGUGGCUGCGCGCGGCGUCAUCAAGGACCUGACCAGCUCGUCCCGCGGCGAGGCUGGCGACUCGGGGGACUUCAGUGUGGACAGCGCGUACACAGGCAGCCGCGGCGCGACUCCCGAGAGCGUCCUGAACCCUGGCGUGAAGCCAAGGCGGCCGGGGACGGGGCUGGCCAACAGGCGCCCUGCCAGUUCGGCCUCGCGGCACCGUCUCCCGGUCAAAGCCAGGCUCGAGGACCAGCAUUUAGUCGAGGUGAAGAGAGUGAUCAUGCGUGACAUCCGAGAAUCCGGGCUGUACAGCGAUGACAGCAUCAACGCCCUCCUGGAGCGACACCGCAGCCGUUGGCCGCAGCUGAGCCGGCGGGAAAUGGAGCACAUCGUCAGGAGCAUCCAGGACGACCUCGGAGUCAAGCCACACGCCACGCACUACGUCUGCCAGAUCCUCGCGGCGGCGGAGAGCGGGGCCAGCGGAACCCCAGGCCUCACGAAGAAGAUCGUGGAAGGCCCCCUGUGCGUCAGCCCACUCGGAGAGAAGACGACGAAGGCGCAGACGAAGACCUACGAGGCGGCGGUGCAUCCGGGACAAAAAAUCCCCUCCGCGACGCAGAACCUCGGCGCUCGGGAGCCCAACGACGAGGAGGAGAGCAGACGACCGAAGAAGGAUUUCAAGGAGAUCGAGGACGAGCUCUGGGCGCGGUCCGUAAUGAGUGGCGUCGACCCGGGGCUAGUCGACCAGGCGCGGAAGGAGGCCAGGGCGCCCCACGUCGAGGACGACAGCGAUCUGCCGGCGUAUGUCAUGGAUCUCUGCCAACAGUUUGAUGUCAAGAUAUGAAGGGUC
Penaeus monodon (black tiger shrimp) is the source of this 2831-nucleotide messenger RNA. Its product is annotated as serine/arginine repetitive matrix protein 2-like. Lineage: Eukaryota; Metazoa; Arthropoda; Malacostraca; Decapoda; Penaeidae. The record is from RefSeq and is a predicted model, not a curated record.